UGAGUGAGGAGCCACCAGCAGAGAUGGUAAAAAUGACAAAAUCAAAAACGUUCCAGGCUUACCUGCCGAACUGUCACCGAACCUACAGCUGUAUCCACUGCAGAGCCCACCUAGCCAAUCAUGAUGAAUUGAUUUCCAAGGCAAGUGAUUUGUUUAGAGACUUCAUGUGGGUUUUUUUUAACCAAAAUUGUUGUCAUUGGGUCAGUACUUCCAAUACAUAAGUGGUAUAAAUCUGAUGCAUACUUCAAAGUAUCUUCCCAAGAGCUCCAUUCUUGGGUCAUAGAUGCAUUAUACUGAGGAAUGGAUGUUUUCUAGAAACUUCGUGUAAAGCCCCAUCAUCGCAACCCCCCAUAAAUAACAGGUAGGUGCUACUUUUGAGAUGUGCCUGAUCUUUACCAGACUAGGACUAGAUGUGAUAAGUUUGCUAAGGAAGUAAACUGUCUGAAGGAAGUGUAGAGCUCAGGAUUGGGAAAUUAUUCUUGUUAAAUUGAUUCAAAAGAUUCAUCUACUAGAGAGAGGUCACAAAAUUAGCUGGUAUUACACAAUCCAGUGGAUCAACAUGAAGUCCAUCACUACAUUGUCUAAGCCUUUCCUUCUCUCUCAUUAGUAUAUACCAUCUGGUUAAUUUGUGGAGCUUAAAAAACUGAUUACUCUGAGGAAUGUUCAAGCUCAAGUUUAAAUUUCAUAAAGAAAUUCUGAAGCUUUUGAAAUGAUCUAGCCCUGUCCUUUAUAUCAAUUGUUGAAAGAAACUAAGACUCCAUAAUCAUGUAGUAAAAUUUAAUACCGAGGGAAAAAUAUAAAGUGACGGUGCUUUAAGUCAAAUUAGGUUUCUGAUGGAGCACCCUGUAAAUAUUUUCUAAGGAAAAAAUUCAAUUCAAUUUUCAAACUUUGGGUUGUUGUUUUUUAAUGGGUGUAUGUUGGGGAUGGGGGAAAGGAUGGGACUUCCUCUGCUGAUAGUGGUUGAGCCAGAGAACAUCCUUCUUGAGGCCGUCCCUUAUUUCUUCCCAUCUUCUCUGUCCCCCACCAUCAUCCCCCUCUGUUGCUCCUGCCUGCUGGUAUCUUUAGCAGCAUUGAAGUAAUUGAGGUAGUAAAAGCAUUGAGGAGUCCCAGGAAGUAAAGAAGCCACUCCUUUUAAGUACCUUCAGUGUUCCCUAGUCCUCGGCAGAGGCCUGGGGAGUGAAGGAGGUUCCUUGGGCCACACACCCCUUUACCUGCACACUUCUGGCUCCAAACACAAAUGCGAGCAAUAUUGCUUGUAGAUAUCCUCUUGCAGGCCUGCUCUUCUCCUCUUCCAUUCCUCCUGUUCCUCUUCUCUUCUGUCCUCCCCCCCUCCCCCGACCAACACAGAAAAAACACACACACAAAAGAAAGGGUGAGUGAUGUGCCGUGCUAAUGCACAAAGCAGGAAGUGUGACUGAUCAAAUGCAAAACAUUGAAACUGACUAUAUACAAAGUGCUGUCCAAAGCAUACAUUUAUUAAAUUCAGAAAAGAUACAGGCUCUUUAGUUCUAGUAACCAUAAAUAUUGCUUUUAAAAAAAACUGUAGGAAAAUACAAGCAGAAAUGUGACUCAAAUUUCUUUUAAUCACAAAGAAAAAUAUUAAGGUAAGAAUCACCUUUUCUUCAACAACACUCCAAUAUAAAUUUCAAGAAGGAGACAUGACUUCAUUAUUCAACACGCACUUUAACCUGAUGCUACAACAGAGGUCAUGUGACUUAGGAGUGCAUCUCAUACCUAAUUCUGCAUUCAAAGAGCUUCACUUGCAGUCUUUUCAGGGAAGCCAAGGAAGAGCCUACCUCUUUAAUUCUGUGGUAAAUGUGGGCUGUGGUCCAGCAGAGGAGAGAGUUCUUUUGACAGGUUUACAUGCUGUAGCAGAUAUCUAUUGUGAAAACUGUAAAACCACUCUUGGAUGGAAAUAUGAACAUGCUUUUGAGAGCAGUCAGAAAUACAAAGAAGGAAAAUUUAUCAUUGAACUUGCCCAUAUGAUCAAAGACAAUGGCUGGGAGUAAAUUAAAAGCAUUUUUUCACUCUGUUUGGACAAUAUUCUGUGGAACAUGCUUUAUAAAGACUAAUGCAAAUGAAAGGAGGAUUUUGGCUGAGGUAGCUUUGAGAAUAUCACUGAACUUCGCAACCUCACAAAUGAGUAGUGUAGUUUAUGUGGCUCUUUCAGGCCAUGUUUGCCUUUUUCUCCUUGUGUAAGUUCCCUCUUUUGUAUAUGUAUUCUUGUGUGAACAGUUGUUUUGGAACAUUUUGGAUGACCUUUUUCUAAACGCUCAAGUUCUAGAGAAACAGUUCACUAACUGCAAAUGAAUUUUACUGGUUAGCAUUUUUAUUUGACCUAUGCCUUUAAUGCUACCUUUUGCUGUGCAUGCUUCUUGCCUAAACACCUACACCAAAUCUAGCAGAAGACUGAUAUGAGUAGUCCUGAAGAAUGUAUGGGCUGGAGGUGUCUUUUUAUAUGUAGCAAUUUCUGAUAUCUCUGGCAGUGAAAGGGAUGCAGUAUUUAGAGUAUUCAUUAAUUGCUUUUUAAAAUUUGGGAGUACCAUAAUCGGUGUACAUCUUGCAGGCAAGUAAGUUAAAGGAACAGUGCUCAUUUAGAAAUCUUUUGGUUGCACUGACUCAUAUUAGUAGAUCUUAAGUUUUCCAAAAAAAUACAUUAAUGAUUCAGUAUUUUUAGUGCAACUAAUUUUCAAGAAUACUAAGGCAGUGAUACUGUAGAAUAUAUUUAAUCAACAUAAUUGCAUUCCUUAUCCAGCAAACUUGUGUCUUGAAGGGAGAAGUUGAUAAAAUUAUAGCCUGCAAGAUCAAAGGGCACAAAAAUAUAUGCAUCUUGUAUUUAUAAAAAAUUAGUCAGUGUAAACAAGUUUUUGGUACUGUGCCUUUUAACAGUAACAGGGACUUGUGCCUCAGUGAAGUUUUAUGGCUGGUUCCAUGUAGCUGUGUGGUCUAAUGCACUGGACAAAGAGGUUGUUCUAAAGAAAAUUCAUUGAAGUAUUCUGCUUUUGCUACACUUCAACAAAAAUAUAGUUAUUUUUGUGUGACAACAGGCCAGAGCUUAUAAGAUGGAAGUUAGUAACUGUACCUGCAGAAGAGUGGGGGUUGGUGGAUAGGCAGGAAAGUGUGAAGUUGACUUCAUUUCUUCAUAAAAUAGAAUAGCAAGAUAAUUUUUAAAAUAAAAAGGGGUUUGUUGGUUUGCUGGAUAAAUCAUCCCCAAAGACAUUUUCAUAAUAAAAUUUAUAUAAAGCUCACAUUCUUUCUGUUUUUUUGCUUUUUUCCAGCUGCUUCAUAACUGGAGUGACUUAGUAAGAAAGCCUUCUGUGGAUGUGUAUCCACAAAAUUUACUAUUGGGUUUUGUGCAUGCACUUUCCAGAGAGGUUUUAAAAAAAUUAAUCUUGUGUCUUGUAUUAGUUGCUAUCUUUGUUAUCAAAUGAAAAGUAUUUAUGGAGGAUCUUUUGUACUUAGCUCCCUUAAUGCUUGAGGACAAAGUGGUUGGCAACCUCUUUUACGUUAACACUACGUAAGUACUAUGAUGGAAUGAACAAUACGAAAGCCUUACAAUAGAAUAGAAGUUAGUGUCCUUUUAAUAACUAUUUUAAUAUGGCAUUUGUGAAGAUUGCAAUGUGUGCCAUUGCUGCUGCUGUUACAUUUUGGAUAAAUCUCUGACAGGUUUUCAAAACUCUACUGCACUUUAUUACCAGACAUCAUUCAUUUACAAACAUGCCAAUGACUAGGAGCAAUACAGAAGCUCUACAUCAGGAGCUGUGAUAAUUAAUCUACAGAACUUAAAUUUUAAAAAGUAGAAAUAGUAAAAACCUUUGGGUUUAAGUCAAAAGAACUGGUCUAGUACAACUGGGUCCAAUAUGGAUUUUGUGGGGUGCCUUAUACUGCUCCUCCAUAAUCAAGAAUUAGAUUGAACCCAGGAGUCCCCUUUAUCUGAAUGUCAUUGGCACAAGAUGGUCAUCUGGUGCUGCCAUCUGUUCAGUCUGAAAGAACCUGGAAUUCUGUUUUGUUUGGGCUAUUUUUCAAUUUUCCUCUAAUAUAAUGUCCAUUGCCAACAAUGAAAGCACCGAAACAGCUAUCAACAAGGAGUUUGUGUUGGUUUCAAAGCCUAAAUGUAAAACCCAUGAAGAUGUCUAUAGGAAAUUUAUAUUUUCUUUGUCUGGCUACAGACUCAAGAAGAAUUACACUGAGUUGAAGAAAAAAACACCAUGAUCCUUCACUAUAAAAAUGAGAGUACAAAUUUAAGGUUAAUUUUUUUCUUUUUAUGAGAGAGAACAAUCUCAAGUAAUAUUUUAAAUAGUGGAUUUGGAUGUUUCCUAUUAAUGAGCUUUUUUUUUUUUUUUUUUUAACUAGAAAAGAUAUUCUUAUUUAGAUGCUCAACCUCUUUUUUCAGUGCAUUAUUUAUUUCUAUUUCAAACUGGACAUUUUCACCAAAACCUUAAUUACCCUUGAUGCCAAAGGUUGGGAUUUCAUUAAGUGCUUAGCACCUAAAACUUCAACUACUGGCAUAAGGAAUUAAUGUGAGUUAUGUAUAAUGUUAUGGCUUUUAAGAGAACCAAAUAAAGCAAUAUUCUUGUUAGCCUUUUGAGGGGGGGGUAAGAGGGAGUAGAGAAGGAGCUAUAACUAAUACAAAAUUCCUACUCCACACUACUAUGUAAUAAUUCUUUAUGCUUGCUAUGAUAUCUGGGAGUAUGUGAACCUGUUUUUCUUAUUGCUUGACUUGAGCAGUGAUUCUUUGAAACAGUUCUCCCAUUGUAAAGAUGUGGAGAGUUACGCCUAAUGGUUUUGGUGAAAGUUGGUUCCACAUAUUAGUGGCUACUGGUUGAUGUGAAGAGGUCAGUCUGGUCACUGAACCUUCCAGCAGUACAUUAAAAAGAAAAACUUACUUGAAGAGAAUUCUACAAAGCAUUUUCCCUCUAACUUUUUUUUUUUUUUUUUGUAAUAUAUUAAGAUUAUAUUUAAAGGUUUUGUGUGUUCAUUCUGGGCAAGUUUACUUCCUCUCCCACUUGAGCACUUUUGUUACUUGUACUGGUUAUUUUUAUUGUUGAUCUUAACAUUUAUUUUGUAUUUUUUUUAUAAACUGUAACAAAAAGCUUUUGUGAACUCUUGUUUCACGCUAGCUCUUUCUUGGACCAAAUGAACCAACUACGAGCUGGCUUCUUGGAAAGAAUGUUCAUUGGGAUACAUAAGAAUAUGCUAGCGAAAAAUAUACAUGUAUUGAAAGGAUUUUCUUUUGAACCCAUAAAAGCUAUGGCUGUCCUAAAAUAAUUAAGCAUCAUAAUUUGACAUGAUUUUGGAAUCUGGUGCCACAUUCUUCAUUGUCUAGGCCCUAAAUAGUGGCUGUAACACUGGUGUUACAAUAUUGAGAGUCUGCUUCAAAUGCCAAUAUUCUUUCCUUGGUUUAUAACUAUGGACAUCUUUUUAACCAAUGAAAGGCAAUACUGUCAUUUACACAAUGUUAAGUUGCAAAAUUUCCUGUAAACUGUCUGACAGAAUUAGGGAGGGCUUGGUGAUACAUCAGCCUUACCACUUUUGCUGUUUUGGAUUUUAUUUCUUUCUUUCACUGUGUUGCCAUUUUAAUAUACAGUAUUUUAUUACCCUCUUAACCAUCCAUAACCUCUUCUGACUAGUUUCUGCCUGUUGCUAAAAGGGGUUGGAAUAUGUGAACUUUUAAAUUAUCUAUAAACUAUAUAGUGAUGUAGGUUGAAUUGUAACAGAGUACAAAUAAAGUCCUGAUGCCCUACUGCAAACUAAAUAUUUGGCAAGUUUAAAAAUAAUCAGCAGCCUCUCUGUAACUGGCUUAAUUUUCAUGCAUCUAAUCUUAUAGCAGCUUGUGGAAGACUUGACUUGAAAUUUAUUUGAUUUCAAGUGAACGAUACCUCAAAGUAACAAACAGAAGCAAUUAACCCUUUGAUUAUGGAAAUAGUAAUACAUCCAUAUUGCUCCCUAAUGUAAACUACAUUUGUGCUAACGUAGGGUGCUCGGUACCAUUUCCAAUGGACUUGAAAAUUUUCCUUUAUAUAUUGCUCUCUCAGAUUUUUUUUCAGAUAUGAGGAUCAUAUAGUCAAAUUGCAAGACCUGUUUCUAGAUUGAGAUACCAGAGCGCCACGAAGAGAGACAAAUUUUAACAUCCCAGUUGUAUGAUAAUGGGACAAGAGUGGAAGGAAGCCAUCAAAUUAUUGUUAAACUUGUAGGAUAUUGUAUUGUACUUCAUUUAGCACUCGUGUAAGUCAAUCAGCAGUAUCUAUUGUAAAGGAACAGGAAUUUCAGAGGUAAUUUUGAAAAGGACGGUUACAAAUCAUUUAAGGCCUAAAGCAUGAGUCAUAAAUGGCAACUGAGUUGUGCCUCAUAUUGUUUCUUAAACACUUUAAAAUGCUUUCUUUUACAGAUGACAUGGCUGCUUUGCUGUUUUGUCCUAGCAAUACUGUAUAUCAUUUGUUGUUUCACUAUAUUGUAUCUGAGGUAUCACAAUAAAAGUUUCAAUGGUUUUGUUGAA
Trachemys scripta elegans is the source of this 6496-nucleotide messenger RNA. It is a transcript of the gene YPEL1, whose product is annotated as yippee like 1. Lineage: Eukaryota; Metazoa; Chordata; Testudines; Emydidae. The transcript has 5 exons. The record is from RefSeq and is a predicted model, not a curated record. Bases 1659 to 2009 code for a protein of 116 amino acids.